This is a messenger RNA of Penicillium canariense, 1077 nucleotides long. Its product is annotated as S66 family peptidase. The record is from RefSeq and is a predicted model, not a curated record. The transcript has a single exon. NCBI's taxonomy places the organism in Eukaryota, Fungi, Ascomycota, Eurotiomycetes, Eurotiales, Aspergillaceae. The coding region runs from base 1 to 1077 and encodes 358 amino acids.
AUGUCAAUACAGACUUCUGUUUCAGUGGUGCCCGCAGCCCUUCGGCGCGGCGACACGAUCGCCUUUGUCGCUCCCUCCGCACGUCUCAACCAUAUCUUCCCCCUACGCAUUGUCCGAGCACGCGCCUUUCUCGAAGCACAAGGAUUUCACGUACGCGAGAUCUACUCACCCGAGCUUCCUACAACCUCGUUUCGUGCUGUUAUCAAGACAAGAGUGGAUGAACUACAUGAGGCUUUUCAGGACGAUGAAGUGCGCUGUAUUAUAUGCUGUAUUGGCGGGCUGACUGCCAAUGAGAUCCUGCCCCAUCUUGACUACGAGUUGAUUCGUGAGCAUCCCAAGAUUUUCAUAGGUAGUUCGGACAUUACAUUGUUGCAUCAUGCGUUGCUUGCUGGUGCUGGGUUACGGACUUUCUAUGGACCAAGUGCAAUUGUGCAGUUGGGUGAAUAUCCUGCCCCGUUGGACUUUACUUGGGAACAUUUUCUUCGUGUAUUAGUUGCGGAAGAGGGUCAGAACAAUACACUCAGACAAGAACUGGGGCCCAUGCCUCGGGCGGCUCAUUACACUGAUGAGUUUAUCGACUGGUUCGGUGAACCUGGCAACCUCCGCGCUCGUGAGACUAAACCAGCUCCUGGGUGGAAAUGGCUUCGACUGGGUCGAGCACAGGGCCGUAUCUUCGGCGGCUGUUUACCCAGCGCCUUGCAGCUAUUCGGCACACCAUGGCAAGUCUCAUAUAAAGGCCGGAUUUUACUGCUCGAGCUCCCUGAAGGCUUGCAACCCGACAGUCCCUGGCCAUUAGAACUGGUUCGCUGGAACCUGGCGGAUUUAGGAACACGAGGUGUGUGGGACGACAUUACGGGAUUAAUCCUGGGCAGACCGUAUAGACACACAGAGGAGCAGGCGGCUGAGUGGGAGAAGACGGUGCUUGAAAUCACCGAGGGCUAUGAUUUUCCUAUUCUUGCUGGUGUGGAUGUGGGGCACACCGAUCCUAUGUUGACGGUGCCGCUUGACGCAUUGUGUCAGCUGGAUAGUGAGAAGGAUGAAUGGUCUAUUUUGGAGAGAGGGGUCGAAAACAAAUAG